Molecule: messenger RNA, 9235 nt
Organism: Toxorhynchites rutilus septentrionalis
Lineage: Eukaryota; Metazoa; Arthropoda; Insecta; Diptera; Culicidae
Exons: 3
Coding region: 7571-8314 (247 amino acids)
Cellular component (GO): nucleus
Source: RefSeq, a predicted model, not a curated record
CUGCUGAUGUUUGUUUACUUUACUGGACUUUAUCGCUCGCUGCCGGAUAGCGAUGUUGCUAACUCGCGCACGCAAGCGACCACACAAUAAACAAACAAAAACUAGCUGUAGCGCGACAAAUUACUUCACAAUCCCCAAAAGUGUGUGGGUUUUCAAAUUAACUAAAUACAUCCGCUUCGGACACAUCCGGGUCGCUGCAUCUUUUUAUAUUCAUAUAGAUGUUUACAAUUUGUGCUUAUCUUCAUAUUUCACAUAUUUUAUAUUUCUGGGAACGAUGUGGGUGGCGAGUUAUGUUCAUGUUUUCGGGAACGGUCCGGAUGGCAUGAUGUGAGAAUGUUUACGGGCUGAUUGAUAUUAUGCUGAUUGUUAUUUCGUGUGUUGUUCAUUUGGCUCGGCUGGUGUUGUGCUAACUGAUGAUUUUUCAAUGAAAAUCCGGAUCAUUUUCAAGUUGUUGCUCAGCCCAAUUCACGAACAUUUAUUCACACGUCAGACCCGUUUCGAUUAUUGUUAUACGAGGGUCACUAUUUAUAUUUCGGGAAUAGGAACAAAAACAAAUAGUUAAGUUGCGAAUAUAUUUUUAUUGUUUUUCAAAGUACUCGCCACGAUGAUCGAUACACUUAAACCUGCGCUUAAACCAAUUUUCAAAGCAUUUAUUCCAAUCGACACGAGCCUUUUUUUGAGCGAUUGUCAAAUUAUGUGGGAUCCAACGUGAACAUAAUUUUCGCACAACUAAGUGUUCAUGUAAAAUCACAUAUAUGCUGGUGGAACUAAUGCUUAGGGAUGCCUCAAUCUCACAAUAGGUUACAUGACGAUCUUGCUUAAUCAUUUCGUGCACAGCAUCGAUGUUUUCUGGCACUACAGUCGCUUUUGGACGACCUUCACGAAACUCGUCGGACAGCGAACUACGACCACGAUUGAAUUCACUAUACCAGCGAUACACAGUGGUUUUUGAUAGAGUUUCUUCGCCAAAAGUCAAAUUAAGUUGAUUGACGCACUCUUGUUGUGAUAAUCCACGUCGAAAGUCGUAAAAAAUCAUCGCACGAAAAUGUUCACGAUUCAGUUCCAUUUUUUUGCCGAGACCAAACUUUCAACUUUCAAAUAUAAAAUAAACAAAUAGCGUCCGUAUGACAAAAUGUUCUGAGUACGUAUAUCGUCAAAAAUGUCAAACUUUACGAUGGAACCGUCAGAUGGACUCACAUGACAUCAGUGUUGCCAAUUCCCGAAAUAUAAAUAGUAACCCUCGUAUUACUUUUUGGAGUACAUCUUCCCUGUGAUACUUCAACCUUUCUGCUCGAUAGAGACAGUGUUAAACAGAUAAAUCUUUAACUACAUUAAUUUUAUCAAUUGUUAUGUUACUUUAUUCAAUGCAUUGAACUUUACAGGAUGGUGCUCCACGCGACCGUUCGCGUGCAGAGUUCUUUUCGAUUUCAUUGGGAGGAGCUAAGUUGAUUUCAUAGGGAUCGAAUGCAGUGUUCGAUGUGAAUGGGGUCAAGAAAUGAAGAUGCUUACUGUGCUCGUAAGCGCGCAUAUCGAUUUCAUGGGAAAUCGUAACGUGUUACGAAUUUGUAUAUGGUCGCGUAUUUCAUUGGAAUAGAAUUAGGUUUGUUCUGGUUUCGGGUUUAUUGCCUUCAGUUGCGCGCGACAUGAUGUAAGAGUGCAUUCAUACCGCCAGCGCAUGUUGGCUUGUUUCUAUGGAUAAUGAAUAAUUUGUGGGGGAAAAACAAUUAAUGAAGUUAUGCAUUUAUGCUUGAGGAACUAACAAUUAACUGCUUAUGGGAAUGAAGGAUAAUUCAUAUAUUGUGAGUUUUAAAAUAGCAUUUGGAAUCAUGCUACUAAUGUAGCAUUUAUUUUGUUAAAUAAAUUUAAUCCUGUAUCCUGUUUCUCAUUCGAGGGAAGUAGAAAUUUCUCGCAAUUGCUGUAAACAGAAGCAAUUGGAUUAAUUUUUCUGAUUCACUCAUUUAGAAUUUAAAUUUAGUUGGACAUAAUAAAUCUUUUUUUAAUUUAUUCAAAUUAACAUAAAUAAAUGUUAAAAUCUUAUCUUCAUGUGGUCUCCAGUUUUUCCUUAUUUUUCUGAUUUUCUGUAAUUGGCGGUCUCUUCGGCGUUAUAUGGCUGCUGUCUGGAGCUGGUAUAGUCGUGCAGCGUUUACGGCUGCCCUCUCCGUAUUAUUCAUAUUGUACUUAGCGAAAAGCCUGAGCAAACAAUCGCCCACGGCUACUGUGGCUAUUAAACACAACGCCACUGCUUGCGCCGUCGUUUGCUGUUCACUAUUGUUGGCUGAAGACGAAAUUAUUUCGUCUGCUCUAAACAGGCCCAUUUUCUUUUAAACUGAUAGAGUUCGUCACUACACUGGGCACGAUUUUUCAGCUUCGCACCAAAAAACUGAUAGCGUUCAACACUUAGUACUUUGGGUUGCUCACACAAUUUUUUGUGUUUUAAUUAACUUAUUUACACCACGUAGUGUAGUUUCCAUUUAUUAUUUCACUCACUUCCACAGUUCAAUUAGUACAUCAAGCGGACGUGUCGCCGGCAGCAGAGUUCGCGUUCACGUGUCCGGUCACGGUCGCCAUGUGCGAUGUGAGAUGUUAAUCAAUUUGAUGUGAUACCGAAUGAAUUGACAUGUUCGGUCACUUCCUGUGACUUUUGAAGUUCUUAUCUGUCCGUAACAGGUACGUUGAGCCACCAUUCACUGUAGUUUUCUAUUGUUAAAAAAGAUCGAUACACUUACCUCCGAAUUGCUUCGUGCCCAGGGAUCCCAACAGUAUAGCCUUCUUGCUACAGUUGUCGUGUUCCUGUUUCGGCAUCUUGCUAAAAUUCAGCGACCGUUACUUUUUACUUUACUCGAGAGCAUGACGUUUCAUCGAACGAGUGACAUGCAAUUUAUGUGAUACACAUUUAUAUGCUUUUUUCUACAAUAAUUUGGUCGCCAUCUGCAAGAUCUUCACUGUUUAUCGUCUCAAUCACGAAGGUUAACUCUGAGAAACCUUAAAUCUACACUUUGCUCGUUGUGUGCCCAUGAGCGUCCGCGGGAUAAUCGGUGACCGCUCGAAGCCGAGCGGUGACUGCCUGCUGAUAAGAUGGCGGAAUAUGUUCCGAAUGGCCAGCCCACUUAAUCAUUAAACUAACGAUGCCCGUGUUGCCAGAACUGGGCACGCCACACACUAUCUUCGAUAUCCUUUGAAUUCAGUCGUCUUAUUACUUCGCAUCGUGGUGGGAUAAAACAUAUUCCUUUCGGCUGAUUUGUAAUAGGUAUCCACUCUAAAAAAUUGGCUUCUGGUGGUGUGGGUUGUUCGUUCUGGUCAGUGUCAAGUUUUUCCUCUUGGUUGGUAACCUCUCGCUCUGUUUCGUAAGCUGUUAAUCACACAGGAUGAUACGCUUCCUGGAUCCAACUCAGCUGGGGAGCACAAAGUGCCACUCUGUAAACGAAGGGUAUCGUCCAGAUGGCCACUGUGCCGCACAAAGCCAUAUAGCGCAAGAGAGCCCUUAUCGAUGGGAGGUAAUCCUUCCACAAACUUCAUCUUCUCCCGAAGCGGGAUGAAGGCGGCUUCUUGUUUACUCCAGAGAAUCGGGUUGUACUGUAGGCGAGAGCCCACCGCGGCGGUGGACCAAUGUCUCUGCGCAUCUUGGUAGUCAAGUGCGCACUCUGGGUGCCAGGCACGUGACUGUGGAUAGUAUCCGAGAAAGUUGUUGGUCGGUCUCAUUCUGUGUGGCGUCAGCGCAGGAGGGAGCGGUUCAUAAUCAAUAAAUCCAGCACCUACAUGUGACAGUUGAGCCUCAAUGAGUGCUCGAGUUGUGUAGGGUGCGAUUGCUACUUCGUAGAUAUUAUGGUUAUCCGCAUCCGGCAAUCCGAAGUCUCCUCCUGGUAGUUGGGUUCUAUUGUGUAUUCGACGGGGUUUAGGUAUCAAGAUUUCCGGCACAUUGGCCGCGUACUUAUAUCCUUCCUUGUCCGUGAUGCUUCCAAUUCCUUGAAGCCAACUGUAGAUUUCAAUGGGGACGUGUACUGUCGUGGAAUUUACUAGCCUUUCGCAAUCCACGCAGCUUAAACGACUGUCCCACUGACCCGUUUGGCCAGUUGCCUCUGCAAUACGUAAGAGUUGUGUGAUAUAUAGUUGGGUCAUGUUGUGUAUGAACACCUCACGUGGCAGGCUGCGAGAUACGCCCGCCUGUAUCCUCAACAUCUUAGCAUGGCACUGUUCUACUACGUUCAAGCCGUGUGCGAGAUGAAGGCCUUCUCGCUGUUCGGCACUAGAUUGCCAACCGUCGGAAUGUCAUACUUGAGCUCGUUUGAAGGAGGGCUAGCUUCCUUACUAGCGUAGCUAGUUGAUGGUGGCUGUCGUAUGUCUUCCUGCCGUUUUACAGUAUCGGCGAUACUCUUCCCAGCCUGUCCCCUCUUAGGCCGGGGUCCUCUAACGCCUCUGCCACUGGCGUUAGUUCGGGGAGGGUUGUCGUAUCUCUCCUCUCCCCACCGGGGAUCUCCCCAGUCUCGGCGAUGAGCGUCUUCCGCAGAAUGUCCAGCGCCGGAAAGCCGUGCGCGAUUGUCUGCCGCUCGAUCGCGGUCCCUGAUGAACUGUUUUUCACGUCGACUCAUGGAUGUAUCCGAGUGCGUACAGUACAGUUAAAACUUGAAAAAGCUUUUAAAUCACCAAAGAUUUAGUCUCUAUUUGUUUCCUCAUAGAGGGUUUCGUAAGCUGGUUGGUAGUAAUAUGAGUCAUCAUACUGUGCAAUGUCAUGAUAGUUGUCAUCAUAAUUAUAUUCAUCAUAGUAUUCAAAUUUUUCAUUAUUUGGAUUUGGAUCUUCCAGUGGGUGUGCUUGACGUUUGAAAUUUUGAUAUUGCUGAGAAGGAGGGAAUGGCCGUUUUAAGUUGAUCGGGGGGCGAUUGCCGUAGUUUACGUUCCUUGUUCGAAGACUAGGAUCGACUUCCAUUGGCUCUGGUGGAGGCAGUGGUUUCGGCAAUUGAUUUACUGUUCUGAACGGGUUUGUUUGAAAUGGAUUUUGUCUAAAUGUGUUUGUUUGAAAUGGAUUUUGCCUAAAUGGGUUUGGUUGGGAAUUAUAUUGAUUGAACGGAUUUGUUUGGAACGGAUUUUGUCUGAAUGGAUUUGAAGGAAGUCUUGGGGGAAGCGGUGGUAAAACUGUUCGAUUAUAAGGGACUUGCAUUCUGGGUUGCAAUCUUGGUGGUUCUCUAGGUUUUGGUGUUAUGUGAGUGCCAAAUUCAUUUCUGAAAGGAGCAGAUCGAAUAUCCAUAUUGUAAUAGUCAACGCAAAAUUGAUAUGCCUGACCUAAAUAUGUGGGAUUUGUGCUUUUAAGCAAAAUGUUCAAAGGUCUCUCUAAACCUCUGAUAAAUGCAUCGAGGGAUUUAUCUCGAAAAUAAUUAAUAUGAAUGGGAGCAUUUUGUUUCAUUUUGUCGUCGGUUUGAAUUUGCACAAUAAUAUAUGACAACAGCUCAUUCACUCUACUAUAGUAUGAGCUAAUGUUUUCAUUAGCUAAUUUUUUAAUGGAUGUCAGUUCAUAGUCAAGAGUCUUGAUGUCUCGUUUGUCCCUAUAAUAUAGUACAAGUGUCUUUUUAAUUUCAGUCCAAUCACAUUGGACAUUGUUUGCGUUUAAAAUGUCUGCUGCUUCUCCACCAAUUUUCCUGCGAAUCGUUCUUUCAAGAACGCUCAGCUGACCGGUGGUUGCAUUUUGUUCUCUGUAUACUCGAAAAAUUGAGUCUACAUCUGAUAACCAGUCUAUCAGUUCGGUGGGAUUACCAUUGAAGGGUUUUACAUCCCUGACAAAGUCGGGUAUUUUUCCCAGAUCAAUAAAUUGCUGGGUGGUCAAGUACGGCAGAGAAGCCGGCGAUCUUCCUUCGUCCAUUGACAUGAUAUUUUCGAAAUAAAAAUUUAUUCGUGAUUUUUUUGGAGGAAUGUUUGAAAAUAUGGGAAAUUAAAUAUUUUUAAUUGAAAAUAUUCACGAUUCUUUCACUCUAAAUUCAAAACUCAAACACGUAUCUUUCACAAUUUAGCUUACACUCACUCUUCCUAGCUUAUCUCACACUUAAAUUUUGAUUAAAGAGGAUUAUUUUACUUACAUGUCAGCAUGUCACAGCGGCUGGACUUCUUGGAUAAAACCUCGGGAUGUUUUCCGUUUUCGGGGGAGACAAGAGCAGGUACUUCAAGGGAUCCCGUUUGCAAUUGCUACUAGGGGCUUUGGUACCGAUUGGGGAUGUAAAAUCCCACGGUGUCUCUAUGUCUCGCUUCGUUGAAUUAACAGUGGUGGCUCUUUGAACCACUUCAAACACACUUCACACACAGCUCGGCUCUUUCAACCGAUUUCGUGAAUUUGGUUAGGUUCACUUCAAAAGAUUUUCACUGCAUUUAAUUGUGUCUAUUUUUUUAAGAUUUUUCACCGCACUUCAACUUAUACUGUUCCCGUCACGAAAAAACUCCGAGGUCCCUAUUCGGGCGCCAGUUAAACUUUUCGGUUACCGGAGUUCUUUUUAAAAAAGAUACAACUUCGUUCCCUGCUAAGCUAAGACUACCGAUGUGGUGAUCGAUGCUGUCGAGUCAGCAUCUCGUUUCCGUUCCGUAUCGGAUGAUCGUCUCGCUGAGCUUGCUGUUCCCAGGAAUGGUAAAUUCUGCUGACGUUUGUUUACUUUACUGGACUUUAUCGCUCGCUGCCGGAUAGCGAUGUUGCUAACUCGCGCACGCAAGCGACCACACAAUAAACAAACAAAAACUAGCUGUAGCGCGACAAAUUACUUCACAAUCCCCAAAAGUGUGUGGGUUUUCAAAUUAACUAAAUACAUCCGCUUCGGACACAUCCGGGUCGCUGCAUCUUUUUAUAUUCAUAUAGAUGUUUACAAUUUGUGCUUAUCUUCAUAUUUCACAUAUUUUAUAUUUCUGGGAACGAUGUGGGUGGCGAGUUAUGUUCAUGUUUUCGGGAACGGUCCGGAUGGCAUGAUGUGAGAAUGUUUACGGGCUGAUUGAUAUUAUGCUGAUUGUUAUUUCGUGUGUUGUUCAUUUGGCUCGGCUGGUGUUGUGCUAACUGAUGAUUUUUCAAUGAAAAUCCGGAUCAUUUUCAAGUUGUUGCUCAGCCCAAUUCACGAACAUUUAUUCACACGUCAGACCCGUUUCGAUUAUUGUUAUACGAGGGUCACUAUUUAUAUUUCGGGAAUAGGAACAAAAACAAAUAGUUAAGUUGCGAAUAUAUUUUUAUUGUUUUUCAAAGUACUCGCCACGAUGAUCGAUACACUUUUGCAUGCGCUUAAACCAAUUUUCAAAGCAUUUAUUCCAAUCGACACGAGCCUUUUUUUGAGCGAUUGUCAAAUUAUGUGGGAUCCAACGUGAACAUAAUUUUCGCACAACUAAGUGUUCAUGUAAAGGUGUCUAUUCUGUAUUUCAAUCGAUUCGAAAUAUUUCGAACGACUUGGUAAAUUCCAUUCCCUGUUUCGUUCGAGGUGUUUUCAAAUUCGAAUACCUUUCGUUCGGACUGUUUUGUUUUCGAACAUCUUUCAUUCGAAUCAAACCAAACGUCAAACCCACUUUGUUUAUGAAGGAGUGAAUAAUUUCCGCAGCGGAUGAGCGGUGAACUGCAAAAAUGGAAAAAAACAAAAACAAAACAACCACUAAAAAUCAGUUCGAGCGGAUUGUGCUGCUUCUGGAGCAAGAGCCGGACAUAGCAAAGGGUUUCUCCCGAGGAAAUUCCGGACCCUACUGGGAUGAUCUGGCGGCAGAAGUCAAUAGUUUGGGACCGCCUAUUCGCGAUGGAAGUGGAUGGAAAAAGGUUUGGGCGGACUAUAAGUCCGGAUUAAAGCGAAAACUCGCUCACAACAAACGGGAGCAGAGGGCGACAGGUGGAGGACCCAAUAAAAUUAUCAAUUUGUCCGAGCUGGAGGAGCAGGCAGUUCUACUAACUGGGUUACUUGCGACCGUGGAAGGAAUCCCGGGUACCUCAUCUCAUGGAACACAGUUGGGUUCGCCUUCGGGUGAACCUCAAGCUGCAGACCAGGAAAAUUUUAUAUAUUAUGGUACUUCCGACGAGUGUGACGGUAUCAAUAAUACCAUUCACUUCCAGCCCUCUCAGCCGAAAAAAUCCAGACCUUCUACCACGAGGCUAUUAGAGCUGCAAGUCGAGCAACAAAACAAAUUUCACACCAAUGUGAAAUCCCUGUUAAAAAACACAAACAAGAAUUUGAGUGAUCUGGUUCAUUAUCAGCGCCAAUCAGCUCGAGCGAUUCUUUCCGUGGAUGCCACACUCAAAGAACAUCUGAGUGAACAAAAACGACAUAACCACGAGAUGGAGAAGAUCGCGCUGGAGAAAUCAAUAGCGACAAAUCCUUGAAACGCAGAUUGCGUAUAUUUCAGAACAUUAGAAUAAUGUUUCAAAAUAUCAGUGAUCUGAUUUUUUAUCUUUAUAUUGUAACUCAAGUAUAAAAAAAUGAAAAAAAGUUCUAAUCGUAUUUUUAUAUCUUUCCAUGGAAGAAAAAUCUUACUUAAUUUUUUCUUUGAAGUUUGUUUGGAAUAGCAUCAAAAUUAUAUAAACUUUUUUAAAAUUCACGAAUUUCGCCUAUAGUUUAUGGAACUUCCUUAACCCCUUCACGUACAACAUUGAACUUCACUCGUUGUUUCUCGAUGUGAAAUAAUUACAUAGCUUCAGGCAUAUGAUGAGGAUACCGACAACUGAAGAUUAUAAAAUUUCCGUUAUUUAAAAAAAAAUUGAAUGAGCUAAAAAUAUAAAAUAUAAUUUGAAUAUUAUAAUUAAAAUAAAAACGAACGAGUUAGUACGUAGUAAUAACUCCUUCGUUUUUAUUUUAAACACAACAUGUAUUUGCUCAUCAUAGGGCACCCAUGUUAGAUACCCACACUCAGCAGAGUAGCGGAACGACUCGAAGUGCUCGUUUUGGGCCGUGCUGUUGGAAAUUAAAUCGUACAGCAAGGGGUUAAAACAACGCAAAAAGUAUUAAUAAUGGUUAUUUGAAUACUUGGCCUGCUUACGAGAAAUCGAUAAUGACAUGUUCUCAAAGUGUUGGCAGGAAUAAGAGUAAAUAAUUCUGCCGAAACCAUAGUUAAGUAAGGAAGACACUUCCUUUUCCGGUGGUUGUUAUUUAUUUGAGCAUUUGCAAACAAGUUAGAUGAAAUUUAACAGUCAUAAAUAUUAAUUUAAACAAAAGUUUAUUAUGUAAACAGCUGCAUAACAUAUUAUAACUACUGAGAACGACCAAAUUCUAAGCAUAUAUUGUGAAGUGCACAGCAUACAUUUAUA